UUCAGACGUGCCUAGUGCCUGCAGGUCGGACUGUGUCACAUACACUGUAGGCUACCGAGGCGGCAUCAGCUUGAGCAAGGCAUUUCUCCUACCCCGACAAACCUUCAGGGGGCUUUUAGCAUUUGUUCAGUCUGCAGUCUCUGGAAAACAUCUGAUUCGUUUUUUAACCAGUCCCAGAUGCGUCAGUGCGAGAGUGUGCGUGCAUGAGCGCAGCAGCGUGAGUUUGUCAGUGCGUGAGAAUUUGGGGAGAAUAUCUGCUGUCCAGAGAAGGGGAGGGAAAGAAGAAGCGUGUGGAUUUUUUUUUUUUCUGUUAUAAUAACUUUUUUUUUUUAGGUAUGAACGCAGAUACGUGCGUCUCAUACUGCGAUAUGACAUCGAUGGAUUCAUAUUAUAGUACAUCUACUGCGCAAAGUAGAGAUCACCAAGCGAACCCUUUCAGGACUUUCCCGAGCACUGAAACGAAAUACAGCCCCACGUUCAUCCCGGGUAAAGGACAGGCUUACGGGGAGAAGUCUCGGAGUCCUUUCCAGCCGGAGUGCCAGUCAUUGGAUGGCGCUGAGGAGGGCAACUUCAACAAAUAUCAGCUCUUCAUGCAGCGACCGACCUGCAAAACUCCACCCGAAGGCGGCAAGCUGCACCCGGACAGCGGACACAACGGGACGCUCAUCCCCUGCUAUGGAAAAGACAACAGCGGCUUGACGGAGUCUGAGUUGCCCCCGAGCAUCGACCCUCCUGGGAUGGAAGGCAGCUACCUGAACCUUAAGGAACCCGGCGUGAAGGGGCCCAGCGAGCGCCCGGGGUCGGACCUUUCCAGCCCCCUGGACAAAAGCGAAGCGGAGAGCAACAAGGGCAAGAAGAGACGCAAUCGUACCACGUUCACCAGCUACCAGCUGGAGGAGCUGGAGAAAGUUUUCCAGAAGACACACUACCCCGAUGUCUAUGCCAGGGAGCAGCUGGCACUGAGGACGGACCUGACGGAGGCUCGUGUACAGGUGUGGUUCCAGAAUCGCAGAGCCAAGUGGAGGAAGAGAGAGCGUUUUGGCCAGAUGCAACAGGUCCGCACACACUUCUCUACUGCGUACGAGCUGCCUCUACUCACUCGUCCUGAGAACUAUGCACAGAUCCAGAACCCUUCGUGGAUUGGGAGCAGCAGCGGAGCAUCUCCGGUGCCCGGCUGCGUCGUGCCUUGUGACUCUGUUCCCUCGUGCAUGCCCCCUCAUCCCCACGGUCCCGGAGGCGUCUCUGACUUCCUGGGCGUGCCCAGUCCGGGCAGCAGCCACAUGGGACAGACGCAUAUGGGCAGCCUGUUUGGGGGUGCCGGGAUCGGCGGGGGAAUCAACGGCUACGAUCUCAACGUUGAUCCAGACCGCAAGUCCUCCAGCAUAGCUGCACUGCGCAUGAAGGCCAAGGAACACAGUGCAGCCAUCUCCUGGGCUACAUGAUGUCCCAAUCCGGCUCCGCCCUGCCCCCAUGGCUCCCCCCCCCCCCGCUCCUCUCUGGAGUAGCCAUCAGCAAGCACUAUGGGGGAGGAGGGGGUUUUCCUGAGAGCACUAUUGAUAACGCAGGUCAAAUGAACAGGGAGAGACUACGGAGAUAACAGAGGCCAUUACAGCGGCCAACGCAGCCGAGAUAACUGUGACUAUGACAAUCAGCAGAUGCUGAAAGUGAGACAAAUAGAGGUGUGACUUAGAUGAGGAUGUUUCUCAGACGCUCAUCCCUGAUUCCUUGAUCUCUCAGGUCUCAUUGACAUGUGGGGUUUACACUUCAAUAAACAUUCAAACUGCUGAAAAUCCUCAGUAAAGUAAUCGUGAACAGGGUUUACAAAAGAUCAAUUCAGUGCCAAAUUCAGUCAUAUCAUACACUAUCCACAUAUACAGAACUGAGCUUGAUUCACAUUAUUUGCUUCCUUUAUCGUAUUUUUAUACCACCGUCCUGUCGCACUCUCCUCAUUUACGAGACUGCUACACAAAUAUUCGUUUCUCAUUGUAUAAACAGUUUAAGUGGAUUUUUUGAACAAUGUUUUUACUUUAUAAGCUAUUUAAAACGUCCGCUCAACGAAAGCAAUAUACCUAGAGCUGGAAGUUUUCAUCCUGGUUUCUAUUGCAAGCUACAAAUAUAAAACUACAAGAAAACAAUAACUUAGCCUUUGACUUGUAGCUCGCGUUGCGGCAAAAAAAAAAGGACGGAGGUCAAACGCAAUAAGCGAACCGAGUCUAACUGAGCGAGAGCAGAUACGGCCUGCCAGUUUAUUCUGGGCGGAGAGCAGGCAACGCAUUGGCAGCAAUUUCAAACCAACUUGUCGUUUCCUCUCCCAGGGCUGCCUCCGCCGGGUUCCCCCUACUAGGCUCAGGCCUCAGGUUACAGGAAACGGUGUCUCCACAGGCAGACAAGACGCAGCAAUGCACAGCAGCAGCCUUCAACACCAACUUACCGCGCCGGCUUCAAUCAGCGACCAACAGGAAUAGACACACUUCAUUAGCAUCAAAGUGAGCCGCCCUGCCCUGCUAACACCACAGCACAUCACAGUGUACACGGUGAGGACACAGAAAAAAACGAGUUUGACGUUAGACGUGGGCUCUGCAGGGGCGCGGUUCGCGCUCGCAGGCUCUGUCACAUGCCAGAGACUGCAGGUCAAAUCAGUGGCCCUAAUCGUCCUGAAGCAUUCUCUAAUGUUCGGGUAAUGUGAUGACAUUAGAGUGGGACUGCAGGAAUGUGGUGAGCGUGUCCAUUGAUUGCUGGGGUAUCUGCGUGUGUGCUACCCCGCUAGAACAGGCCUGUCACCAGAGCUGGGCUCCAGGCUGAGGCUAGAGACAGGCUCCAUUAGUCUUAUGGCUGAUCUCCCCAUGACGCCUGCUGGGCCAAAGUGCAGAUGACGGCAAAUAACACAAAAGCGUCAUCUUCAAAUGCCUCGUCGCUCUAAAUUUAAAGAUAUUUCAUUCAUUAAUUCACACAGUUCAAGUGCCAACUGAAGAGAGUGUUUUGCAAUUUUGAUUAAAAAAAGCGAUUUAUAUAGUUGUUGAUUGUUGUUUUGUUGAAUCUGUUGUUCUACUUACCGUUUCAGUAUUGUUGACAGAGUUCCUCUUUCAAGGGGCAGAAAAUUACUGAAGGUUUUCUCUACGUGUGAGGAAAAUGUCAUUUGAUAACUUUGACCAGAUUAGGAAUUUCCCUCAGUCAGGAAAUAGAUCAUUCAAAGAAGCACUUUCCCUUCAACAGUGAGUACGUUAGGUGCCAACAUGAUGAUUACUUUAACACUUAUACUGUUUAUAUUUAUUCUACACAGAAGGCUUAUAGUCUUUACUCAAACUAAUGGUAGUGAAUGAAAAGAAAAUGGCCUCUAAAAUGACUAAAGAUAAAAAAAAUAAAUAAAAAAAAAACAUUGCCAUCAAACUAUAAAGAUAGAAAAUAGGACAUGGCCGAAAAUAAAUGUAAGCAUGACGUAAUGUGUGACUGCGUUCCUACUCCUUUUUGAAGUUGACCGCGUGUGUCUUUGGUUCUCCCUCAGUGCUCUACUCCUCUGCAGCUCCGUCCAUGUUGAUACUACUGAAAUAAAGCAAUUUAAAUCCAUGGUUAUAAAGUUGUGUUGUGCGAAUGUGAACAAUAUAAAUGAUAUUGUUCUUUUGCCUGUAUAUUUGUUUUGCUUAUGUUGUCAUAUAAUGGACCUCCAAAGAUAAACCAAUGAAGUAUUACAGUAAUAUUGCCAAGAAACGUUUUUUGUGUGUUAUUGAAAACUCUGGACUUUUACCAAGCUUGAAAUUGCUUUCCUGUUUUUUUUUUAUGGCUUUAAGCAGCUUUUUGUAUAUUAAUCCAGUAUUUCUACUUCUGAUUGUGCCAAUGCAAUAAGUUAUUGCACUUACAGUGUUGGAGAAUUGUUUAUUAUUAUUUUUAACUUCCGCAGGGACAUUGGUCUCUUUGCUUAAGCCAGAGGUUGCAUGGCUUUUUGUCCCAGCGGCUGAAAACCAUUUCCUAAGCCCGUCCAUAUCUAGCACCGUGAACAGCAUCGCUGAGGUCUGCUCAGGUGCUCUACUAUGUUUGUACAGAAGUAACAAGCUGUUUUUGUUCAUAAUGGUUUUGAAAAUUAUUUUGAAAUAAACUGAUCUCCAAUGGUU
Molecule: messenger RNA, 4106 nt
Organism: Mugil cephalus (flathead mullet)
Lineage: Eukaryota; Metazoa; Chordata; Actinopteri; Mugiliformes; Mugilidae
Gene: alx4b
Product: ALX homeobox 4b
Exons: 4
Coding region: 336-1442 (368 amino acids)
Biological process (GO): regulation of transcription by RNA polymerase II
Molecular function (GO): DNA-binding transcription activator activity, RNA polymerase II-specific; RNA polymerase II transcription regulatory region sequence-specific DNA binding
Source: RefSeq, a predicted model, not a curated record